GUGUGUUAAGUAAGAUUUACAACCAAAAUAUAUAUUCGCAGCAAGAAGGAAGGCAGGUGACAAAGUCACGCGCAGACACAACACCGCCUCUGCCACCGCCUCCGCCCGAGUUUCCCGUUCCGACGCCGCAUAAGAGAAAGAGGAAGAAGAAACAAACAGCGGAAUGGGGAAACAGAAAGGAGAAGGUGCAAGAAGCAAGUCACGCCCUUCAAGCAGCAGUCUCGCCGCGUCGCUAUUGCCUUCCAGUUCCGCCGCCGCCGUCGGAUUCGGUGGUUUUGUUGGUAGCUCGCGCCUCGAUCCUUCUUCUCUUUCAACCGAUGAUUCUCUCCCUUUUGCUGAUGUUGAUAGUGAAAUUGCGGUGCACUUGAAGAGGCUAGGCAGAAAGGAUCCCACUACAAAGCUGAAGGCGUUGUCAGCUUUAUCUACGCUGCUGCAACAAAAGUCUGCCAAAGAAAUUGUUCUAAUUGUUCCUCAAUGGGCGUUUGAAUAUAAAAGGCUGUUGCUGGAUUAUAACAGGGAAGUUAGACGGGCUACCCAUGAGACCAUGACCACUCUUGUUACUAAUGUUGGGAGAGAUUUAGCUCCACAUCUCAAGACUUUGAUGGGACCGUGGUGGUUUGCACAAUUUGAUCCAGUUUCUGAAGUUUCUCAGGCAGCAAAAAGGUCUUUGCAGGCCGCCUUUCCAGCUCAGGAAAAGAGACUUGAUGCUUUGAUCUUAUGCACAACAGAGAUAUUUAUGUAUUUAGAAGAAAACCUAAAGCUCACACCUCAAAAUUUGUCUGACAAAGCUACAGCUUUGGAUGAACUAGAAGAGAUGUACCAGCAGGUGAUAUCAUCAACAUUGUUAGCAUUGGCCACACUUCUUGAUGUUUUAAUUUGCCACCAACAAGAACGACCUGGUUUUGAUAGCAUAACUGAACCUAAACAUGCUUCAAAGGCCAGGGUGGCUGCUGCUUCUUAUGCUGAAAAGCUGUUGACAGAUCAUAAAUACUUUCUAGAUUUCUUGAAGUCCCAAAGACCUACUAUCCGAUCUGCUACCUAUACUGUGCUGAAGAGCUUAAUAAAAAAUAUCCCGCAGGCUAUUAAUGAAGGAAAUCUGAAAACUUUUGCUGUUGCAAUUCUUGGUGCUUUCAACGAGAAGGAUCCAACAUGCCACCCCUCAAUGUGGGAUGUAAUGUUACUUUUCUCUAGAAGAUUUCCAGGUGGUUGGACUUCCUUAAAUGUUCAGAAAAGCAUACUGAAUCCGUUUUGGAAUUUUCUAAGGAGUGGGUGCUUCGGUUCCCAGCAGGUCUCAUAUCCAGCUUUGAUACUAUUCUUAGACAGUGUGCCUCCUAAAGCUGUAGCAGGGGCUAAGUUUUUUCUUGAAUUUUUCAAGAACUUGUGGGCGGGAAGGAGAACUUCUCUAUCUGCAGAUAGACUAGCAUUUUUCCAGGCAUUCAAAGAAUGUCUUCUUUGGUCAUUGAAAAAUGCUUCUAGAUAUAAUGAUGAUAGUGACUCGGUCAGUCAUUUCCAUGUCACUCUUGUCGAUAAUGUCCUAGUAAAACUUUUAUGGAAGGAUUUCCUUACAACUGGAAGCUCCAAAGGUUCUGAAAUAAUCAACUCAGGAAAAGAAGCAGAUUCAUCUGAGGAAAAUGCUUCUCACAGCAAGAAAGUCGAUAUGCUUAGUACAAAGUCUCCAAAGCCCCAUAUGCAAGAGUUGGGGAAAUGCUUUGUCGAAAUCCUUAUAGGCAUAUUUGGGUUAGAUAGCAAUCUUUUAUCUGUUUUCAUUGUGGAACUUGAGGAUAAUUGCAUGGCCAUUCUUCAGCAAGCAGGUAAUGUGGAGUCUGUUGAACGGAUCAUUUUGUUCAUGUUAUUGCUGGAGCAACAUGCUGUGGUGAAAGGUGCAACUUGGCCCUUGGUCUAUAUUGUUGGACCGAUGUUGGGGAAAUCUUUCUCGAUCAUUAGAUCUUCUGAUUCACCAGAUACUGUGAGACUUUUGACAGUUGCUGUUUCAAUAUAUGGACCACAGAAGAUGGUCCAAGAAGUUUUUAAUCAAAACAGAGGGAACUACUCUAGUCAGCUUUCAUAUGAUGGGGAUAAAGUAUUGGAAGUUCAAGACUUUAUGCAAAUCUUCAAGAACAUUUUUGUUCCUUGGUGUCUGCAAGUGAAUAGUUGCUCAGCCAAAGCUCGAUUUGACUUGUUGUUGGCAUUGCUGGAUGAUGAGUAUUUCUCAGAACAAUGGUCUUUCAUUGUCAACUAUGUGAUUAGAGAAAGUCAUUCUGGAUGCCCGCCAGGUUUGCUACAUUCUGACCAUGCAGCAAUGUUGGCAUUACUCCUUGAAAAAGCAAGGGAUGAGAGUAUGAAGAGGAAGGUGGGAGAUGAAUCCAGCUAUAGACCAGGCACUAAUUCUGAAGAUUGGCAUCAUGAAUGUCUGGAAUCGUCUGCUAUUGCUGUUUCCCGAUCCCUGCCUCCUUUUAGCACUUCUCAUGUGCACUUCAUGUGCUCUCUCCUUGGUGGUUCAACAGAAGGAAGAUCAAUGUCUUUUCUGUCCAGAAAUACACUGAUCCUCGUCUAUGAAGAGAUUUUCAGGAAGUUAGUCAGUUUUAUUCAGCCUUCAUCUUUCAUUUGGGUACAGAAUGCCGCUUCAAUGUUAAGCAAUGAUGCAAAGAUCUGUUUAGAAUUUGAUAGUUCUCUCGACAUUGUUGAGAUGGCUCAGUUUUCGCUUAAGAUACUUGAUGGAAGUUUCUUUUGUCUAAAUACAAUUGAUGUGGAAAGUGGACUUGUAUCAGGGAUUUUAUCUGCAAUUUUUGUCAUUGAAUGGGAGUGUGAUUUAUGGAAAGGUUUGGUUAAGUCACUUCAGGACAAUUCAAUGACCGAAACCAAAGCCAGAUUAACAAUUGGGGAAUAUGCGCGUGCUUUACGUAAAAAGAUUAAUGUUCAAUUCUUGAAAAGCCUAUGCUUAGAUAGCCGCAAAAGAUUGUUGAAUAUUUUAAUUCAGUCAGUGAAGUCUGCCAUAUUUGUUGAAGACAGACUUGUUGAUGAUGGAAUUGCAUCAUUAGGCUGUACAUGGGUGCUCGAAGUUCUUGAAUGCAUUUGUGUAGAUGAAAGUGAUAAACUAAACCUGCUACAUCAGCUUCUGAGCAAAGAUGAAAUGUGGCCUGUGUUUGUUGUGCCAAAUUUCAGCUUAGUGAAGGCUUCAGGACACCAGAAGUUUGUAGCUUUAAUAGACAAGUUAAUCCUGAAAAUUGGUAUUGAUAGAGUUAUUGCUGGGUGUGCAAUGUCUGAUCCAUCUAUGCUUGAAAGUCAAGAGGUUGCAUCUUCUGCUUGGCUAGCUGCUGAAAUCCUGUGCACAUGGAGAUGGCCAGGAAACAAUGCUGUCUCUUCUUUCUUACCUUCACUGAGUGCAUAUGCGAAGCGAUGUAAUUCUCACCAGGAAAGCCUGUUAGAUGACAUAGUGAGCAUCUUGGUUGAUGGUUCUCUUGGUUUUGGAGGUGAUAGCACAACUAGUUCUGUGAGUAUGUGGCCAGUUAGAGCUGAUGAAGUGGAAGGAAUUGAAGAACCAUUUUUAAAAGCACUUGUUUCCUUUCUAUCCACUUUGUUCAAAGAGAAUAUUUGGGGGACAGAGAAGGCGUCAAAUCUGAUUAAGCUUCUUGUGAAUAAACUCUUUCUUGGUGAAACAGUAAAUACAAAUUGUCUUAAGAUUCUUCCUUUGCUUAUAAGUGUACUUCUAGAGCCAUUGUAUGGAUGUGUGGAGCCUGAAAGUGUUCCACCUUGUUCUUUGGAAGAAAGCUUCGUGCAAAAUACUAUGAUAGACUGGCUUGAGAGGGCUCUACAGCUCCCACCUUUGGUCACAUGGAAAACAGGACAAGACAUGGAAGUUUGGCUCCAGUUAGUUCUUGGCUGCUAUCCUUUCUGCGCAAUAGGUGGUCUACAAGCAUUGAAGCCGGCUAGAAUUGUCAACCUUGAUGAGAGGAAACUUUUAUAUAAAUUAUUCCAGAAGCAGAGGUGCGUUACUGGUGGAUCGGCAAUGAUUAACCAGCUUCCAGUAGUGCAGAUGCUGCUGUCAAAACUUAUGGUUGUUUCAGUAGGUUAUUGCUGGGAUGAAUUUAGUGAAGAAGAUUGGGACUUUCUGUUGUCUAACCUAAGGUGCUGGAUUCAGUCAGCAGCUGUUAUAAUGGAGGAUGUAGCUGAAAAUGUAAAUGGUCUAGUAGAUAUUUCAUCUGAUAAUUUAGAUUUGAUGUGUAAGAAAAUUGAGAAAAUUGUUUUGAUUUCAGAUCCUUUUCCCAUAAAGAUUUCUGAAAAUGCCCUUUUGUCCUUUUCACUUUUUCUUAAGCAUUGUAAACUUCAAAAAAGUGAAGAAAGCGAUAAUUUAAAUACAUUGAAAACAGAAAAGUUGGAUUCUAUUAAAGAUCGGAUUGUAGAGGGGAUCCUUCGUUUACUAUUUUGUACUGGCAUUUCUGAGGCUAUUGCAAAUGCAUUCUGCAAAGAAGCUGCAUCAGUUAUUGCAUUGUCACGGGUUGAGUAUACAUAUUUUUGGGAAUUGGUAGCUUCUGGUGUUGUUGAUUCCUCGUCACAGGCUAGAGAUAGAGCAGUGAAAUCAGUUGAAUUCUGGGGACUAAGCAAAGGAUCUAUUAGCUCAUUGUAUGCUAUACUUUUUACUUCCAAGCCAAUUCCUUUGUUGCAGUUUGCUGCAUAUUUUGUUCUUUCAAGUGAGCCUGUUUUGAGUAUGGCUGUUAUUGAAGAUAAUGCUUGCAACUCAGACAUCAAUGCUGCUAGUGACCAGGAUCUCAGCCGUUUUGACAUGUCUAUAGAAGAUAAAGUCCAUUUGAGAGAGGAAAUAUCUUGCAUUGUUGAAAGGGCACCUUAUGAGGUUCUUGAACUGGACUUACUUGCACAUCAACGAGUAAAUCUCUUCCUUGCCUGGUCUCUGUUGAUAUCACAUUUAUGGUCAUUACCUUCAUCAUCAUCUCUGAGGGAGAGACUGAUCCAGUACUUACAAGAUUCUGCUACUCCAAUUAUUUUAGAUUGCCUUUUUCAGCAUAUUCCUGUAGAGAUUUCCAUGAUUCAGAGUCUGAAGAAGAAAGAUGCAGAACUUCCUGGCGGCUUAUCAGAAGCUGCAAGUGCUGCUACCCGUGCCACCACUUCUGGUUCACUCUUGUUUUCUGUGGAAUCUCUUUGGCCUCUUGAAUUGGAGAAAAUGUCAUCAUUUGCUGGGGGAAUAUAUGGCCUGAUGCUUCAUGUUCUUCCAGCUUAUGUUCGUGGCUGGUUCAGUGACUUGCGUGAUCGUAACGCAUCAGCUGUCAUUGAAUCCUUUACAAAGACUUACUGCAGCCCUCCUCUCAUUGCAAAUGAAUUAUCCCAGAUUAAGAAAUCCAACUUUCAUGAUGAGAAUUUCUCAGUUAGUGUCAGCAAAUCAGCAAAUGAAGUGGUUGCUACUUACACUAAAGAUGAAACAGGAAUGGAUCUAGUCAUUCGUCUCCCUGUGUCUUAUCCACUAAGGCCUGUAGAUGUUGAUUGCACUAGGAGCCUUGGUAUUAGUGAGGUCAAGCAAAGAAAAUGGUUGAUGUCAAUGAUGUUAUUUGUUCGUAAUCAGCAGAAUGGAGCUUUGGCAGAAGCUAUAGGAAUUUGGAAGCGCAAUUUUGAUAAAGAAUUUGAAGGUGUAGAGGAGUGCCCAAUCUGUUACAGUGUCAUUCACACCACAAACCACAGCCUUCCUCGUCUUGCUUGCAGGACAUGCAAACACAAAUUUCAUUCUGCUUGCCUUUAUAAAUGGUUUUCAACUUCUCACAAAUCAUCUUGCCCUUUGUGUCAAUCUCCGUUCUAAGGUUACACAUUCAGUCAUGAUUUUGUUUACCAAUUUUGCUUCCUGGUGAUGCCGCCUUGCACUGACAGUAGUAGAUGAUGAGAAUCUGUCGAUGUAUAUGAAAAUCAAUACCUUGUAUGAGAAUCAAAGCUGAUUAAGGCAUUGCUGACUUACACACAACUGGCUUACGUAACUUGCAUGAUUUCCAGCAUCUUUUCUCCAUUAAUCUUCAUGAUUCAAUUAUAGAGGAAGCUGGACAGUGUUUUGCGACACAUGGGUAUGUCAUAUUUUCUAUAGAGGCAAGAGAAAUGUAUCUAAUUCCUUUUUCAUGUAAAAUUUCUCCUUUCUCUUUAUAUACUAAGUGGUAGUAUUACGUUGUUUUAAUUCUGUUUAGAAGAGGUGAGUUCUGAUCAUAGGAGGCUGUCUGCACAAGAACAAUUUUGUACAUCUACAUUACUUAUAUUAACCAUUGAAUCACUUAAGAGUAAGAA
Molecule: messenger RNA, 6273 nt
Organism: Lotus japonicus
Lineage: Eukaryota; Viridiplantae; Streptophyta; Magnoliopsida; Fabales; Fabaceae
Product: E3 ubiquitin-protein ligase listerin
Exons: 16
Coding region: 164-5803 (1879 amino acids)
Biological process (GO): rescue of stalled cytosolic ribosome; ribosome-associated ubiquitin-dependent protein catabolic process
Cellular component (GO): RQC complex; cytosol
Molecular function (GO): ubiquitin protein ligase activity; ribosomal large subunit binding; zinc ion binding
Source: RefSeq, a predicted model, not a curated record